Bolinopsis microptera is the source of this 1344-nucleotide messenger RNA. RefSeq lists its product as uncharacterized. Bases 61 to 519 code for a protein of 152 amino acids. The record is from RefSeq and is a predicted model, not a curated record. The transcript is spliced from 3 exons. Lineage: Eukaryota; Metazoa; Ctenophora; Tentaculata; Lobata; Bolinopsidae.
UUUUGAGUCUCCUACAAUAAAUACGCGAUACUAGACACUAGUCAAAAGCUACACUUUUUUAUGGAAGAUUCUGACAUUUUAGAUCACCCGGCAGCAAUGACGAUUGAAUUAGAUCGGUGGCAGUUCGAGAGGAGACUUCAUCACUAUGUGGAGUAUCAGUACUGGGAGAAGUUGCAGAGGUUGAGAGUAUCUUCAGGGAAACCUACUAAUGAUAAAACACGCAGAUCCUCAAUUAUAGAUUCACAGCAAAGACCGAGGUCUCAACCAGCACUGAGACGAGUGAAGUCACCAAACACUGAGAUAUCAGACAAAGCAUUUCUCAGAAAGGUAUCCGCCAAACCAGGUAACUGCGCCCCAUCUAUAAAAUCGUCAGCUACCUCCAGCACAACUAACUGCCCUUCAACUAAGUCAGUUACCUUCAUGCUUCCAAGAGGAGGAGAAGUGAGCGAUCACGAGAGUACGGAGAGCGAGCCGACACCACCAUUUCCCUUCUCAGGGACUAAAGCUAAAAAGACUUAACGACUCUUGUAUAUGUUCGUUUUAGAACUGUAAAGUUAACUUUAAUUUGUAGUAACGAUGUGAGAUGAUAUAAUCGUUAGAUUAAGAGCGUACAGUGUACGCCUCCUCCACAGUGUACACUGUACCCCUCCCCCACACUCACAGAUACGUGUUUGAUGAAACUGUUCCGCGCUGUUCUAUUGUCCCAAGUUUUCCUUCAUGCAAACUUCUGUUUGAAAAGGCGGUGUUCUAAACUGUUAAAAUUAAAGUUUGGCAUGGAUGCCAAAAUCGGCUUGUUGAUCACUUGCUUACGGAAACAAUUGCUUACGGAAACAAUUGCUUACGAAAACAUUUUAUCGGCUUGCAAAUUUCUUUUAUGGACGAGAUGGUUAAAUUCAGCUUUGACACGUGGCAACAAUUGUAGCAGAAUAGUUGAGUGGCUGUGACAAUUGAGCUUGCAAUCCGAUUGUUCCAGAUGUGUCACGUGUCCAAACAAACGAAUUCCUUUGAACUUUUGAACAAGAUAACCCAAAUCGUUGGCAACUUGUUUUAACUUUCCAGAUUCUAGAAUAGUGAUAUACGCUACAUUAGCUUAAGGCUAAUUUACGCUAGAUUUAUACUGUAUUUAUGCUAGAUUUAUGCUAAACUCAUCUUAGAUGUAUCAUAGAUUUAUCUUAAAUUUAUGAUAGUGAUUGAUGCACUUAAACCGAAAGAUACUGGUUAGGCAAAUUAUUCUAGACCAAUGGUACCGUGACUGCAAUUGAAUUCACUUCAAUUAAGGUAUUAGUACUAGUAGAUAAUUGAGAAUAUAACCGAGGCUGGCGAUUUUUCUAUUUAACUGAAUCA